AUGUCAGCAAACCCACGAAAAAAGGCUACAAUUGAUUCUAUACUUCGUUGGAAUUAUUACAGAGGGAUAAAUGUGAUAUAUGGAAUCGCUCCUAAAAUAAUAUCUAAUCGUAGAUAUACUUACAAACGCGCUUACAAGAAUGCAAUCAAAACCGCACAAUCUAUAUUACAUCAGAAGAUAGAUAAUACCUAUGAGAUAUUUCAUAGAGAAUGGCUUAGUUUUGAGGAUUUUAAGGCAACUAAUACUGUUGAGAGAUUAUGGGAAAGGUUUAUAGAGUAUGCUGGAGCGUAUACUGAAAAUGAUAAUCUCUUGAUAAGUGAAGAGAUAAAAAAAUCUAUAUGCUCCGAUUUUACGAAACACCUAAAUGCACUUAUUCCAAUUAUCGAGAAAUAUGAUGUUUUCUUCCAUAGGUUAGUAUAUCAUAUACGAUAUAAAGAGCAUAUAACAAUCCCAGAUAAAAUUGGCCAACCUGAGACUAUGAGAAAAAAUGAGAUGAUUACUGAACAACCUACCUUAUCUCAUAUAUCGAAAACAGAUCAACUAGCACUUGAGAGUUUUCUAAAUACAUGA
Molecule: messenger RNA, 570 nt
Organism: Racocetra persica
Lineage: Eukaryota; Fungi; Glomeromycota; Glomeromycetes; Diversisporales; Gigasporaceae
Source: the annotation of a GenBank genome assembly